AUGAACAAGCUCUGCAUCGUGAUGGACUGGUGUUCAGAAGGCGACCUGUACGGGCUGAUUCAGAAGCGCCGCGGUCAGCAACUAAGUGAGGACACCAUUCUGGACUGGUUGGUGCAGAUGUGCCUGGGGCUCAAGCACGUGCAUGACAGGAAGAUCUUGCACAGAGACAUCAAGACCCAGAACGUGUUCAUGUCCACGGGCGGGCUGCUAAAACUGGGCGACUUUGGCGUGUCCAAGGUGCUCAACUCCACCUUCCAACUGGCAACCACCGCAGUCGGCACGCCGUACUACCUGUCACCGGAGAUCUGCCAGAACCGAAAGUACAACCAAAAGUCCGAUAUCUGGUCGCUGGGCUGUGUGCUGUAUGAGCUGGCGACGUUGAAACACGCAUUCGAGGGGCCCAACAUGCGGGCGCUCAUCUCCAAGAUCAUAAAGGGCAGCUACACGCCCAUGCCCUCCACCCGCACCCGGGAGCUCCGGGAGCUAUGUGACCGCAUGCUGACACUGGACUGGCAGAAGCGACCCUCCAUCAACGACAUCCUCGCCACGCCCAUCAUGAAGGCGCGCAUUCAGAAGUUCUUGUCAGCAACGCUGCAGGUGUGCAUGUGUGUGUACGUGUGUGUACGUCUAUGA
This is a messenger RNA of Volvox carteri f. nagariensis, 633 nucleotides long. RefSeq lists its product as uncharacterized. Lineage: Eukaryota; Viridiplantae; Chlorophyta; Chlorophyceae; Chlamydomonadales; Volvocaceae. Bases 1 to 633 code for a protein of 210 amino acids. The transcript is spliced from 5 exons. Gene Ontology annotation, biological process: protein phosphorylation. Gene Ontology annotation, molecular function: ATP binding; protein kinase activity. The record is from RefSeq and is a predicted model, not a curated record.